This is a messenger RNA of Magallana angulata, 7556 nucleotides long. RefSeq names its product sacsin-like. The transcript is spliced from 2 exons. Gene Ontology annotation, molecular function: Hsp70 protein binding. The record is from RefSeq and is a predicted model, not a curated record. The annotation marks the transcript as partial. Lineage: Eukaryota; Metazoa; Mollusca; Bivalvia; Ostreida; Ostreidae.
UGCGUAAAUGUAGUAGGGUGCAAAGAGCUUAUAGUUGACCUGCCAACAUUAAAACUUUCAUUUGAUCACAUAAAUGUGCUUCAUGAAAUAGGAGUACUAGAAUUCGAAGAGGUUUUACCUUCAACAGUUAUCAAACAAUUGACUGUAGUUUGCAAAACUGUGAGCCCUGAUUCACUUCCAGAUGCAUCCAGACAACUGCUAGAGAAAAUAUGUACAGAAAUUUACGAGUACCUAGACAACAAAUUAAAAUGUGAUCCUUCAUUAGAUAUUGACGGUCUCAAAGAUGUACCCUGUUUAUUUAUUGACAAUACUUUUAUAAAGCCAAACCAAACAGCAUUUACAAUUCCUGUCAAGUGUAGUCCAAAGUUGUAUGGAUUAGAUCGAAUCCAGUGGAAGAGAAAUGAGUUCUUCUUAAAAAUGUUAGGAGUGAAAAAAACAUUUAAAGAGGAAGACGUCAUUCCAAUUUUGAAGGAAAUGUCUGAAAGUUGUAAAGGAGUGUUAGAUGAUAAGUCGCUGGAGCUUGCAUGUAAUUUAGUUGAAUUACUUGCUAGUGUGUAUGAUAGGCCUGUUCUUCCAGAAGAGUACAAAAACAUUUGUAUACCAGAUGAACAUGGUUUUUUAACACCGAUUCGUAUUCUUUGCCUGGAUGACAGCACUCUGUUACAAAAAGGUAAAUCCUUAAAAUUCAUACAUCCUAAAAUAAGAGGAAAAGAUGCCACUGUUCUUGGGGUUCAAUCAAAAUUAAGUGGAUCUCUAAUGCAUAAUUAUAUAAAACAAUGGAGGCCUUUCGGACAAAAAGAAGAAUUAUCCGAUAGAAUCAAAAGAAUACUUCUACAGUAUCCUCUUAGUGAAACUGUUUUGAAAGAAAUGUUACAGAAUGCUGAUGAUGCAAAAGCCAGCGAAGUGAUGUUUAUCACAGAUUUCAACACAUAUGAAACUGAAAAAAUAUUUGAUUCUAAAUGGGAGCCUCUUCAAGGACCAGCUCUUUUGGUCUAUAACAAUAGUUACUUUACUGAAAAGGAUAUCGCUGGGAUUCAGCAUUUAGGUCGCGGAACAAAAGAAAGUGAUCCAACUAAAUCAGGCCAAUAUGGCGUUGGAUUCAAUGCAGUUUACCACAUAACUGAUGUACCAUCGUUUCUUUCUAAAUCACCCGAUGGGAUUGAAGACACUUUAUGUGUUAUGGAUCCUAAUUGCAAAUAUGCUCCGGGGGCUGAUGAAAUCUCCCCAGGGGCUAGAUUCACUGAAUUGCAUGACUUGCGCAGACCUUUCCGUGAUGCUUUCAAAUGUUAUCAUGAGGAUAUUUUACUGAAGUCAACUGGAACAGUAUUCCGGCUUCCACUCCGCACUAAGACUUUUGCCGAAAAGUCUGAACUUUCAAACAAAGAAGUGACAGAACGAAUUAUUCGCAAUAUGUUACAUAAUCUUGAAUCAGAAAUAUCAAAGUCAUUGUUGUUUUUACGAAAUGUGAGGAAAAUAACAAUUGCAAACAUCACAAAAGGUAAACUCAACGAAAAAACCUGCACUGAAUUAGUUAUAUCAGAAAAAUGCGAGAAGGAGAAACUGGCUUUUGAUGAGUAUGUUGUACAGAAAGCCACACAAUUUCAACAAAAAAAGGAAAUUUUCAACUUUGAACAGAAAAGUGUACAGUAUGAUGUGACCUUGAAAAAAAAAUCACAUGAAGAUCGACAGUGGUGCAUUAUUCAAACAUUUGGAUUCAACAGUACAGUUGAAAUUCCACGUUCAGUCAAGGAUGCUUUUGAUGAUGAUGACUUAGGUCUUUUGCCUCAAGGUGGCGUUGCAAUGCCUUUGGACACCACUGAGUUAAUAGGAGCAUCAGCAUUUUGUUUUUUACCUUUACCUUGUGAAACUGGAUUAACUAUGCAUGUCAAUGGACAUUUUUCCCUCGACAAUGAAUCUCGAAGAGGAUUGUGGAAGGAAGAUAAGAAAGCAUAUCGCACAGAGUGGAACAAUUUGUUGCUGUGUCAUGUCAUUGCACCGACUUACGCAAAAGCAUUGGAAUCAUUGAAAAAAACUCUCUGUCUAGAUUCAACUACAAAUGAUGUUCGGAUAUUGAGGAACAAAAUUGACAAAUUUCACAGCUUUUUUCCAGAUAUUAAAAAAGCUACCGAUCAAUAUUGGAAAAAUUUAAUCUGUGCUGUCUACAAAUAUAUUUCUGUGAAACAAAUGAAGAUAUUUUUGUCUUCUUGUUCAAUCUAUAUAAAAGAUCCAGAAGUUUUGUGUUAUUCUUUGAAUGAAGAAAAUGGAAAUGUUCUUUUCAUAGACGAUACAAAUAUUGAUGAAGGUGAGAAAAUCAGAUCAAUAUCAAAAAAUCUUGGGGCAAAACUUGUAGACACUCCAUCAUGGGUUUGCAGUAGUAUAGAAAAUACAGGAAUAACUAUUACCAAGUUUAAUCCAGAUAGUCUGAUCAGUUAUCUGAAAUCUCCAUCAUGUCACAUCAAAUCAAUGAUUGAGAAGAAUAAACCUCUAGAAUUGAAAAAUUCACCAUUGAAAACAUCUGAUCAUGUCAAGUCAUGUAUCAAAUUUUGUAUGAAAAGUGAAAACUUCAGCAACGAAAUAGAAGGACUACCACUCUGUUUACUGGAAAGUGGAAAUCUUGUUUUAUUUAGUACAAAUCAAAGGGUUCUGUUGACAUCAUUUUCAGAACUGAUACCAGAGUCAAAAGAGCAAUUACUGCACCAUGACCUGCACGAACUGUUUCAAGAGAGACAACUUGGAUGUAUUGAAGAGAUGCACCUUGAACAGUUGGUAGAACUGUUGCCCCGUGACAUUAACUAUGACUCAUUUCGUCAUAAGAUAUGUCAAUGGAAUCCAAGCCAGUCUAACAUCCCAAACAAAUUAUGGUUAAGAAUUUUAUGGAAAUUUCUUUCGAAUGAAGUAGGGGAGACUGAAGAUCAAAUUGAAAUAAAGCGCAUUCUUACUCCUAUUUUGCCUUGGAGUAUAAUUCCUGCUAUUCAAGAAUGUGGUAGACUUAUUUCAGGAGAUUUAAAUGAGGUUGAACAUAAGCUAUUCCCGUUGGAAAACGCAAAUCAUGUCAUAAAUUUGUCAUCAUUUCAAUCUACUUUGGAAAAAUCUUUUAAAAAGUUAAAAUUGCCUGUAUUGGAUAGCGAUACCCUGCUGACUGUAUAUCCACUUUGUCAUCUUGUUGCAUCACAGGAUCGAGUUUAUGAUGUAUUAGAAUGUCUCUCUGUUCACAGACAAUUGAUUUUUGACUGUGACGAAUUAGAUAUGAAUGACUGUUAUGCUAUUCUGGAGUUCUUUGCGGGUGAACUAAACCAGCUCCUUGAAAUGCCAAAUAGCCAAACCUGUCUAACAAUGCUAAGAAAACUGCCUUUGUUCAUGACAGUACAUAAAUGGAAAAUAAGUCUGGAAGAAAACCGCGACAUUUUGGCCCUUCCUUCAGGACUCCCUGAAGAUGGAAUGAUUGAAUGGGCAGAAAGGUCAAGCAAAAUUUUGCUGCAUCAAAAUGAUAGGUUGCAAUGUAUUUUUGAGCGUUUCAAUGUUACUGAACAAAGCAUUUGUCAAGUAUACGUAAAACAUAUUCUUCCACAUUUUUACCAUAUACCUGAAGAAAACAGAAUGAAACAUCUUGAAUACAUACGAGAUGAAUUAUUGAGAACCUCUGGAAAUUAUGAUGAAGAACAGACUCGCCUUAUUGAUGCAUUAAGGGAACUUCCAUUUUUACGGCAAAAUGAUAAUACUUACAAAUUAGCAUCAUAUUAUUUUGAUCCCUUUAAUGAGCUUAUGAAAGUUAUGUGCGAUGAUUCUUCAAAAUUUCCGCCAAACCCAUUUUCUUCACAUGAAUGGUACAAUUUUAUGACAUUAGUUGGCAUGAAAUCAAAAAUCACAACUAAUUUAUUUUUGGAUUUUGCAUUACAACAAGAAUUGCAGGGACAAUAUGGUUUUUCUAAAGACCUUGAACAGAAAUCACGAUGUCUUGUUCGUCAUUUAUUUAAAUUUUCACACUCAGAAGAAUUUCUUCAACGAGUGAGUGAAAUCAAAUUUAUCAUUCCUGACACAAUAGGAGAUCUCUAUGUCACAAUUUGUGCAUAUCCGUCGGAUGACUCCAACCAGUUGAUAUCAUUCAGACAUUCUGUACAGUGUAUGUAUCUGGUAACUGCAUGGACUCAGUGUAGACUUCUACCAUCAUGGAUUGAUUACGAGGCUUUCAAAUACAACUUCGAAUUGGCAAAACUUGGAGUUCAGGCACCGACUACUGAUAUCGUAAUGACUCACAUUAAGACCGUAUGUAAGAGUCUUGGAAACAUGUCAGAAUCAUAUCUUAACAAAUUAUGCUUAAAGCAGAUUUCAUAUAUUAUGAAAAAAUUUUAUGAGUAUGCAAGCAAACCAGAAGUUAUUUCAUCAUUGAAUGUUAGGACUUUUCAGAACAUUCCUUUUGUGUUUUUGUCCGAAUUUCCUGGAUUAUUUCCUUGUGAACAAUUUGCUCGUCAUUUGAACAAAAAAUACGAAAUGAAACCGUAUUUGAUGGCUGUACCAGAUGAAUUUUUAGGAUUUAUUCAACUCUUUGAAACACUUGGUGUUACCAGAAAUAUAUCUUCAAAGACAUUUGCCAAUGUACUACAUCAAAUCCACUCUAUUGGAGACGAACUUAAUCCAAACGAAUUGAAAAUUGUGCACAACGCUAUGAAGUUCUUCUUUAAGUUGCUUCCUUCGGAUGACAAUUUAAAGUGGUUUGAUAUCAAGGAUCUUUUUCUAUUAUCAAGAGAUGGAAGAUUGGUAAAUUCUAAAUCAUUGGUAUUCAUGAAUCUUCCAUAUAAUGACUGGAUUCAUUCCACCGAAGAAGAUUUCGAUAUUUUGUCUGAUAUUUCUGGAAUGGGCAAUGAAACAUUACAAAUAAAACUAAAAAAACUUCCAUCUGAUAUUCGACCAAAAUUCAUAUCUGAUAUUAUCAAGACAGAUACAGACAUCAGACAAGUCGAGAUUCAAGAAAACGAUGUGUCAAAAGAAAUUAAUGAUUUUUUUUCAUGUGACCAAUUCGUCAAUGGAGUAUUGAGACUGCUUAGGAAAGAACAAACUUUAAAGACUGAUAAGCAUCCAUCGGAUGAAAUGAUUUCAAGUUAUAAAGAAAGUUUGCGUAGAAUUCAAAUGGUAUGUGCGACUGGGAUGCAAACGGUAUAUACUUUUGAAGGCAAAGAAAUUGAAAGACAACCUUGUUUGAACUGUUUAAAUGUCACUUGCCAAAAUGGAGAAAAAACGUGUUUGAUAUAUGCAAACUUUUUUGAAUCUAACGAUGCAGGAGAAGUCAUUUUAGAUAAUUAUGAUCAUAUUUCCAGGGCAAUACGUGAAUGUACAAGUUGCAGUUUUAUAACAACAGGAUCUUUAUUAAGUAUGAUUUGUGCACAAGUAAAAUGUCCAAGGAAAAUCGAAUUUUUGCUGAAUAGUCGCUGUGUUCCAAAUUUGAAUAUGGAAGUGUCCCAUCGAUUACCUAAACCUGGCGAUAUUGUAGAAAUAAGGUGGCAUAGUAUUCUAGAUAAUGACUUUAUAUCCUUUGAUCCUGGUGAAUAUGUGGCAUAUAUUUCUGGAAAAAAUAAACGUGGAGACGUGGAGUACAAAUAUGCAAUAGUAAAAGAAAAACUUUCAUGCGCUGCUGCUGAAAAUAGUAUAUCACUUUUGCAAGCAUAUAUUGUUGAAAUUGAAGUGGAUAACGCACAGAAUAUGAAGAUUUAUGAGUUGUACAAGUUCAACAGAUCUAAAAAUUCUAAAGAUGAAAGUACUUAUAAAGAAUUCCAAGCUCGAAUUUUGCAUAAACAUGAAGGUUCAGAAGAUGCAAAUGUUGAUGCUCCGUGUAAUGGUAGUAGGGCAUUGGAUGAAAUAUUCGAAGAUAUCAGAAAAUGUUUAAAACAUGCGUUUACACUAUCAGAAGAUGAAAGGGGAAAUAUUUGUCGCAGAAUAAUGUCUAAGUGGAUUCCAGACGAAAACCAAGAAGAUGUUCAAAGAGCCACAGAGGUAUUCCGGUACAUUCGCAGGAUCAUUGAAUUGCUUGAAGAUGGUGAAGAUGUGGAUGUAGACGAUACAAAAGAACCUUCCAGUAGAAGACGUCCCUGGAGUGAGAAGUUUUUCAAUGAAACUGACAGAUUUUACGAACGAGAAAAAGAAUACCAAAGGCGAUCCAAACGAUCAAGCUCUUCUAAUGAUCAUUUAAAAAAUAUUUAUCUCCCUAACCCUCAACCUUAUCAAGCAAAUAUAUGGCUGGAUGAAGCUAAAUAUGACAUGCGCUUUGCUUUGCAAUCUGGAAAUGCAAAGAAUUCCUAUUUCAGCUGGAUAUGCUUUACAAGUUAUCAGUCGGCAGAAAAAGCUCUGACAGCAUGGCAAUACAACGAAGAUGCUAAUAGAGUAAAUCGCUGUGAAAACCUUUUACGUCUUCCUCAAUCGUGCCCUGAAGAACUGCGAUGCCUGGCUAGGGAGCUGCAUACUUUGACCCAAGGACCAAAGAGGAUGCGAUAUCCAGAGGGCGGUCAUCAACCAUCAAAGGCCUAUACCAGAGCCCAAGCCAGCAAGGCCAUGGAACUAGCCAACCAGAUUAUUGAAAAAGUAGAUGAGUGUCUAUGAUUUAGUUCAAUAAUGACUCUUUAAAAAGAGAGAAGAAAUAACACAUAAUUGUGUAAGAAUGGAAGUACACAAUUUUAAUAGAAUGCAGAAUUGAUGAAUGGGAGACUUAAAGAAAUACGAAAAUACACUAUAAUAUUUGUAUGAUUUGGUUUUGUAUACUUUAAUAAGUUUAAUGUAUGUAUAAGUGUUUAGUUUUGUAUUUUUGAUAUAUUAUUUUGUAUAUACCUUGUUUUAUAAAAAUGUUAUUAUAUUUAAGGCGACCCUGUCUUAGAUAAGCUUCCAAGUGGCUAUAAAAGCAUCAUACUAGCAAUAAAUCCAUGUGACUAUGUUUAAUUUUGUAUUAUGCUUAAUUUUAAAUUGUUAGAUUCAUUCAGAUCGUAUGAUGGGUUGAAUGGUGUAUAUUUUCAUUAUUAUUUCAUUUUUUUUAAUGUUGUAAAUAUGAAAUUAAUGUACAUCAAUAUAGAUUCACGUUUGGAAGUAUGUUGCAAUCAUUCCAUCAAAUUGUGUAUCACAAAAUACAUUUGAUGACAAAGUUUUUGAAUGUAUAAUGAUUUUUUUUAAUAUUACUUGUAUGAAAGCUAUGUCUACAAUCUCUUUUUCUUUAGCUGUGUUAUUGCAAAACUUAUUAUGAUCCAUAAUUAUCAUGAUUAUGAUCUAUUAGCAUGCAAAAAUACACAUGUCGAAUUUUCUUUUAACUAAAUGAUUACCAGUUAAUAUAUAUAAGUUAAUAUAUGUAAAUUUGUAUGUAUACAAUUGUGACAUUUGAAAUUAUAUGUUCUCACGUAUUCGUUUACUGGAAAAUGUUAUAUGUGGUGGUCCAGUUAUAUGUUAUGUUAACUAUAUAAAAUUGCAAAGAACUAUUAUACCAGAUUAAGCAUGUAGGCCUAUACUGGUGUUACAUGUUUAAAUUAUUAUAAAAUGUCUUUGUAGAAUUCAAAAUAAAAUAUUUUGAGAUAUUGUAUCCAGUA